GAAGGAACCAAACCUCAAAACUCAAACACAGAGAGAAAGGAGGAAGAGAGAGAGCGAGAGAGCCGCCCCCACAAACCCUAACCCUAAUCCCUCUUUUUCAGUUUGAGGUGACCAUUCAACACUUUUGUUUCUGAAGGAGGCCACAAUAGCUCCCUCUAGAAAUUUUCCCAGUUUUUUUAAUCGAAAAUUUCGAGAUCGAAGCAGGUUGUGAAUGGUGGAAAUCUUAAGCAUCAGUAAUUUCAUGCGCUCGAUUGCACAAUCGAGGGCGAGCGCUGCUAUUCUCCCUGUCUCCGCCGCUUCAGCUUUCUCUUUCGGCUCCUGCAAGGAAGGCUGGUACUACCGCUGCCUCGGCGUCGACCCGUGAAUCCUAAAUCCCGGCUCGACACCUGUUGCGUUGCGAUAUCGCCCCAAUUGGAUAGACUUAAUUUUGUUCUCCUCUUUCUCGAUUUCGAUUGAUUCGUUUUCAUAUACUCUUUCUGUUGAUAUCAAAUAACCUUCUUUGGGAAAGGGGGAAUCAGUGAGUUCUUUUAUAGCAUUGGAUUUGGAUCUCGGUCUUCAAUCUUGAGUUUUGAAGAUGUUGCUAUACAAGCAGAAGAAGAGCCAGGCUGCCGCCAAGGGCAACAGGUUCCUGAUCAGCAUCACUGUGCUGGGCAGUGCCGGCCCGAUCCGAUUCGUUGUCAACGAGGAGGCUCUUGUGGCUGCGGUUAUUGAUACCGCCUUGAAAUCCUAUGCUCGUGAAGGCCGCCUCCCGAUUCUCGGCUCUGAUCUCAAUGAGUUCAUGCUCUACUGUCCAACUGCCGGACCUGAUGCUCUGAGUCCAUGGGACACAAUUGGAUCGCAAGGAUCUCGGAACUUUAUGCUAUGCAAGAAGCCUCAGCCUGUGAAAAUGGUCGACGCUGAGAUUCCGGCUGCUACAAUUUCUCGCAAGGGGAGUGGGAGCUGGAAGGCAUGGAUCAACAAGUCCCUCAACCUCAAAAUCUCUUCCCAUUAAGCUAAAUCUCUGAGUUAAUGGGCUAGGUGAUUGUUCUUCUAUGGUUUUUGUUUUGCAUUCGCGUCCCUUCAUUAGUUAUAGAGUCAGUCAGGAAUGUGUCCUCGACUGUACUCACUUUUGGAGUUUUGUUUUCGAAUAAAUGAGUUAUCUGGUGUGUUUGUUCUUUUUCUCUAUGAAAUAAUAUCUUUCAGUUAUUUUCCCUGGAAUGUUUCUAGUGAUGAUUGAAACAUGAAUUGAUACUCUAAACUAUUCCAUUUGUUUAUUCUUCAAGGAUCAAACCAAAGCGAGUGACAAUUUUUAGCAGUUCGGCAGUGUUGAUUUGUUUGCUCCAACUUG
Fragaria vesca subsp. vesca is the source of this 1327-nucleotide messenger RNA. RefSeq lists its product as uncharacterized. The coding region runs from base 575 to 991 and encodes 138 amino acids. The transcript has 2 exons. The record is from RefSeq and is a predicted model, not a curated record. NCBI's taxonomy places the organism in Eukaryota, Viridiplantae, Streptophyta, Magnoliopsida, Rosales, Rosaceae.